Molecule: messenger RNA, 1333 nt
Organism: Drosophila kikkawai
Lineage: Eukaryota; Metazoa; Arthropoda; Insecta; Diptera; Drosophilidae
Gene: mdlc
Product: RING finger protein mdlc
Biological process (GO): snoRNA splicing
Cellular component (GO): U2-type spliceosomal complex
Molecular function (GO): metal ion binding
Source: RefSeq, a predicted model, not a curated record
CGAAGAAGAAGCACUGCCAAAAUACUUGCUAAAUUGCGGAACGUUUAUGUUUUCAAGGAAAAAUAACAACAAAUAGCGAUUUUCAAAAGCCGCACCAUGUCGGAAGAAGCGGCCAGCACGUCGGCUUUCGGCUUCAAGAAGCGAAACAUCAACAAAGGUGCCGCCAUGCGCCGCAAAAAGGAAAGUAGCAGCAGUAACGACUCGGCAAAGAGCAGUGAUGAGGAGGCCCAAGGCAAGUCGACCGCAAUGGCACGGGCGGAGAACCGAAGAAAACGGACCAAUCCCAACUUCCAGAGCACCAAGACAUUGAACAAAGCGAAGCGUCUGGCGGGAGCACCCGACGGAGACUCGUCGUCAUCUGCCGCCGAGGACGACAAACUCGGAGUGGCUUACAAGUCGAAGCGCGAGGCCUUGCCCAGUGGCCCGCAGGAUCAGGGCGCCACGUCCAUCAACGAAAUGGACACAGAACUGGAUCGCGACGCCCAGGCCAUCCAUGCGCGCGCCUUGAAAAUCAACGAGGAUCUGGAGGGUAAGGCGGACGACAAGAUUUACCGCGGAAUCAACAACUACGCGCAGUACUACAAGAAGCAGGACACGGCGGCGGGAAAUGCCAGUUCCGGCAUGGUGCGAAGCGGCCCGAUUAGGGCUCCAGCUCACCUGCGGGCCACCGUGAGGUGGGAUUAUCAGCCGGAUAUCUGCAAGGACUACAAGGAAACGGGCUACUGUGGCUUCGGCGACAGCUGCAAGUUCCUGCACGAUCGCAGCGAUUACAAAGCUGGCUGGCAGCUCGAGAUGGAUCAUGAGAAUGAGCGGCGGGGUGAUGCCGACUCUGAUGGCGACGAUGGCAAAUAUGAGAUCCACUCUGACGAGGAAUCUCUGCCCUUUAAAUGCCACAUCUGUCGGCAGAGCUUCGUCAAUCCCGUGGUGACCAAAUGCAAGCAUUAUUUCUGUGAAAAGUGCGCCCUGGCCCAGUAUAAAAAGUCGCAGCGCUGCAUCAUCUGCUCGCAGCAGACAAAUGGUAUUUUUAAUCCCGCCAAAGAGCUAAUAGCUCGCCUGAAGACCAAUCCCAUGGAGAACUCUGAUAGCGAGGCGGAAGAAGAAGGAAGCAAAAACCAUGAGGAGGAGCCGGCUCAGGAGAUUUCCUCCGGCGACAGCGAUUAAAUAUAUUUCGAAAACGGCGGGUGCAGUUUUGUAGCCGCCAGCUUUAGUGCGGCAGCACAUUGCGCGUGUUCAAAGGGAGAUAAUUUAAGUUUUUGGGUAAGAAUGUUAAAUAUAAUUUUUUAAAUUACGUACAGAUUUUUUUGCAUUGGUACAGAAGGGGCUCCAACAUUUU